UGCCCGCCAUGCCCAAGGUUCAGAGGAUCGGGCGCUGACCUCCUCCAGAUCCUACUUUGGCUAUGCGGUCCCUGAACAUCACCCCGGAGCAGUUCGCGCAGCUCCUGCGGGAGAACAACGUGACCCGGGAACAAUUCAUCGCGCUCUAUGGGCUGAAGCCGCUGGUCUACAUCCCGGAGCUGCCCGGGCGCGCCAAGCUGGCCUUCGUCCUGAUCUGUGUGCUCAUCUUCGCCCUGGCUCUCUUCGGCAACUGCCUGGUGCUCUCCGUGGUCGCCCGCCGCAAAGCCAUGCGCACCGUCACCAACAUCUUCAUCUGCUCGCUGGCCCUCAGCGACCUGCUCAUCGCCUUCUUUUGCGUCCCCUUCACUAUGCUCCAGAACAUCUCCAGAAACUGGUUGGGGGGUGCCUUUGCAUGCAAGAUGGUACCAUUUGUCCAGUCCACUGCGAUAGUUACUGAGAUUCUUACAAUGACCUGCAUUGCUGUUGAAAGGCAUAAUGGGAUUGUCCACCCCCUCAAAAUGAAAUGGCAGUACACCAACAGGAGAGCAUACACAAUGCUUGGCAUAGUCUGGUUGCUGGCAGCUAUUGUUGGGGCACCUAUGUGGCAUGUACAACGGCUAGAGAUUAAAUAUGAUUUCCUUUUUGAAAAAGAGUAUGUUUGCUGCCUGGAAGAAUGGGCCAGUCCUAUUCACCAGAAGAUAUAUACCACUUUCAUUUUGGUCAUCCUCUUCCUUCUCCCACUGAUGCUGAUGCUCUUGCUGUACAGUAAGAUUGGCUAUGAGCUCUGGGUUAAGAAAAGAGUUGGAGAUGCUUCUGUUUUGCAAACCAUUCACGGGAAUGAGAUGUCUAAAAUAUCACGAAAAAAGAAGCGAGCAAUCAUUAUGAUGGUGACAGUUGUGGUUUUAUUUGCUAUCUGCUGGGCUCCUUUUCAUGUAAUGCACAUGAUGAUAGAAUACAGUAGUUUUGAAAGAGAAUAUGAUGAUGUCACCAUUAAGAUGAUCUUUGGCAUAGUACAGGUGAUUGGAUUUUCCAAUUCCAUUUGCAACCCUUUUGUGUAUGCUUUCAUGAAUGAAAACUUCAAGAAAAACUUCCUAUCUGCGAUUUGUUUUUGCAUUAUUAAAGAAAACAUACCCUCAUCCAGAUGCGGAAAUAUGGGAAUUGCAAUGACACAGAAGAAGGAAGGUCUCUGUACAAAGGAGCCAGUCUCAGAGGGGAGCAGAAGAGAAGCCUUCAGUGAAGGGAACAUUGAAGUAAAAUUCUGUGAUCAUACCUUUGCUUCAAAGAACUCCAAGAGGCACCUUGCUUUGUUCACAUCUCAACUUUCUGGGCACGCUUCACUGGGAAGCUAACGUAAUGACUAAUUCAUUGGACCCUUGUGCUCAACUGGGAAUGGUCGUGCCUUGAACUAUACUUGGUUGUUGCAAAAGCUUUAUAUAAAUAGUAGACCUUCUGUCUCUACUCAGACAACACAAGAAUACACUAUGUUCACAAUGUUGCAGACCUCCUCCAGGCUGCUAAUUUCAGGGACCAUACACAUGGAGAGUCUGUGUCAAAUCCUGGAUGGAGUGGUUUUCCUCAGAUAAUAACCCAAUUCUUUCAGGAAGUAUCCAUCCUCUGGAACUGGUGGAAACUGAGGCUCCCUGAGGGAUGAACUGCUGGGUAGGUCCGUGGUUUAGGACUCUGGUUGAGGAGCCCAAGGCUGGGAGUUCGAUUCCCCACUGUGCCUCCUUGACAGUGAUUGGACUCAAAUAUCCAUAGGACCUUUCCAGCUCUGCAGUUCUAAGAUGAUGAGAGAGUUCUGCAGGAGAAUUACAUCCAUCUCCAUAUCCGUGGUGUGACAGAACCUUAACAGCAGGAUUGUGUUGGCUAGAAGUGCUCCAUUGGAGCAGAGGAAUCCUCAAGGGUUGAGAAGUCCAUGUGAGGAGAAUUCUUGGAAACCUCUGAACUGCUACAGGUGUGCCUUAGACAGGGCUGGUGACUUGUAUAUUAAAAAGCUUGUAGGGGCUGAAGACAAUAUCUUUCUUUCUAAGUAAUCCUCAGUUCCCUGGAUUCCUGAAACCCCUCUUUUCUUAGCUUUGUCUGGGCUGAUACAGGAGUUUGACUUCAGCUCCCCACACUCAUCUUAGUGACGCAUUAGACAGAAUUUUUUUCUGUCUUGACCCUAGCUUUGUUUAUUGGACUUGAUUGAAUACUCUUCCCCUGACUUUACUGGCUGUGACUUUCCUUGGUUGAUUUUGUAUCAGCUGACCCCAUUGCUAAAGCUAGGCCACCUGAAAACAGGACAGUCCACCAUCAAGUUUUUUCUUUGGUUGUGGCUAGCCAUAGCAUUUGGUUGGUCCUGAGCUGAAACCAAGCUGGCCUACUCCACUAAGGCUGAUGAUUUCAGGGACCAUGAACUUAAGGAGUAAUCAUCAGUGCUUGUGUUUGGUUUUAGUCAUCCAUAGCAUUUGGUGAUCUUGACUGAGCUAAGAACCAACUUGGCCUACUCUUCCCCCUUUCCUGGUCAAGAAAACAUGAGUGUUGACCCACAUAGAACAUCUUCCAGUUCUUUUUGUUGGCUCUUUUCCAGUCUUAAGAAGAAUCUGCUUUGCUAGGCAAUUUGC
Pogona vitticeps (central bearded dragon) is the source of this 2603-nucleotide messenger RNA. The record is from RefSeq and is a predicted model, not a curated record. Lineage: Eukaryota; Metazoa; Chordata; Lepidosauria; Squamata; Agamidae.